Molecule: messenger RNA, 2494 nt
Organism: Abrus precatorius (Indian licorice)
Lineage: Eukaryota; Viridiplantae; Streptophyta; Magnoliopsida; Fabales; Fabaceae
Product: plant cysteine oxidase 4-like
Exons: 6
Coding region: 903-1622 (239 amino acids)
Molecular function (GO): oxidoreductase activity, acting on single donors with incorporation of molecular oxygen, incorporation of two atoms of oxygen
Source: RefSeq, a predicted model, not a curated record
AUAGAAAAGUAAUGUGCCUUUAACCUCAAAAAUUAAAAAGGAAAAAUAAAUAAUAAACAGUGUGAUGACGUGUUGAAGAUCUUCCUUGGGCCUCUCCAUCGUCUCUUUUCACCUUCUUCAUCUUUUCCCCUUCCUCAUCCACGUUUUUUUUUUUUUUUACUUGGUGGCAAUCCCUUCCUUACUCCAACCUCUUCUAUCUUCGUCUACUUUUGCACAAGAACCUUCUUCUCCUCCCAGUAAUGGGUUACACAGCUCACGUCUUCUAUUGGGUCAGUCUCUAUUUUCCCAGUUUUUUGUUCACUGUUGUUCUGCAAAAUUUUCCUGGUUUAACAGUGUAUGCUAUGCUUCUUUUGUUUCUGGGGGAAAAUGAGCGCUUUGUUCUUGAAAAAUCACAUUGGAUUCUGUAGCAUUUGUACAAGAACGGAAGUGAAAAAAUGAUGAAGGGAUUUAAUUUUUAUCUGUGCAUAGUUUGUGGGGCUCGUUGUUUUGUACAGAAAAAUGGACAUUUUUUUAUUUGUAUGUGUGGAGAAACUAUGGAGCAGAAUGCGAUUGAAUCUCAGUGUUUUGGAAUAAAAUUUCUUGCUUCCCUAAUGCUAUAUUUAGAUCGAGUAGUGAUUUGCUAUUAGACUUCUUGUGAUAUCUAUGAAGUAAAACUCAUUUACUUUUGGCUCUGCUAUCACUCUUUUCUUGUUCAAUAGGCCCUUAAAUUAGAUUAUCUGUGAGGGAUCAUCUGCAGCUAUUCAGAUUCAUAACCAUUGGUUUCAUUCUGAGACUAAAAUACAGUUAUUAUCCAAUUGUAUAUCCAGUCCCUAUUGCAAUCGAUAAGCUGCUUGCGAGGGUUUAUCAGUGUGCUGAAUUUGGGGAUUUGUUCUGAGUAGAUUAGUUGAUCACACCUCUACAAGAUGCCAUAUUAUAUACAGAGACUUUAUAGGCUAUGCAAAGCAUCCUUUUCACCAAAUGGACCUGUGUCAGAAGAAGCUGUUGCAAAAGUUUGUGAGAAGUUAGAAAAAAUCAAGCCAUCAGAUGUAGGUCUUGAACAGGAGGCACAAAUGGUUCGUACUUGGUCUAGUCAAAUGCCUGAAUGUAAUGGGAACCAUCAACCACCACCACCAAUCAAAUACCUGCAUUUGUAUGAAUGUGACAGCUUCUCUAUAGGAAUUUUUUGUAUGCCCCCCUCAUCUGUUAUUCCUCUCCAUAAUCAUCCUGGAAUGACAGUCUUAAGCAAGCUCUUAUAUGGUUCAGUGUAUGUAAAAUCCUAUGACUGGAUCGAUUUCCCUGGCCCAACUGAUCCAUCUGAAGCUAGAGCAGCAAAGCUUGUCAAAGAUACAGAGAUGAGAGCACCGAGUCCAACAACAGUUCUUUAUCCUACCCUUGGAGGAAACAUUCAUUGUUUUAGGGCAAUAACUCCAUGUGCUAUCUUUGAUGUAUUAUCUCCACCUUAUUCCUCAGAACACGGUAGACACUGCACUUACUUCCGGAAAUCCCAGAGGAAAGAUCUUCCAGGUAAUGCUCAAUUGAAUGGAAUUACAGUUUCUGAUGUGACAUGGUUGGAAGAAUUUCAGCCCCCCGAUGACUUUGUGAUCCGUAGAGGGUUGUAUAAGGGUCCUGUCAUUAAAACUUGAAGAUUCUCUUGUUUUCUGUAUUUUACCUUGAAAAAGAGUAGGUUACAUUACAACAAAGAGAAUUGUGGAACGAGUUGUCAGAAAGCCAAUACAAUAAUAUUUUAUUCUUUUGGCUAUGUCAGUUAGGCAUUUGGUUUGUACAUAACAAUGCGGUGCUAUUUGUAGUCUCUUUUAAGUCACUGACCUCAGCUUAAUCCAGUAGAUUAGUUACGGAAUUUUAAAAAAGAUGAUGAGUGGGCUUAUUAAAUUUUGUUUCUUUAUUGUUGAGAAUAAGAUACAAUAUCAUAUCAUUUUUGUUUUAUCUUUGUUUCUUUGCCAUGUGUUUACUUGUGUAUCUUAUGCCAUAGCUAAGUAUCGAAGUUGGAGGGAAAGUAAUUAGAUCUGAAAUGUUACUCUAAUCUUGAUUUUCUUGUGUGAAUUAUGGGUGCUUUUAAAUACGCUAUUAACGUGUUCGAAAGACUUUUCAAACUGUUCACAAAAGUUAAUUGCGUAUUUUCUUUUAAAUAUAACUAGCAUAUUUGCGUUUUAUCCAUUAUACUGAGGUUAAUUCCGUUCAACAAAAUUUAGCCUCUGUUUUAAAAUCAAAUAAUUCACAUGUGCACUGAUGAAAAUUACACGUACUUUUGUAAAUAUAUUGUUUGGAUCAAUUUAAAUAUAUAUUUUAGUAUGUAAUGAUUUAAAAUUAAUUUUAUUAUAUUCUAAAUGAGUACUCAUUAUAUGAAUGUCAUAUUUUUAAUAUAAAUUUCAAGCAAAAUAAUGGCACGUGCGUACUAUUUUGUUCCCCGAACACAUCUCUUACAACUGGAUCCAGAUAAGUGUCCUUUUAAUCAAAUAUUAUGAUGUGUCAAACUUUAUAUAGUUUACGAAAAAAA